AACAACAGCAAUAUCCUUCAUUUAUAACUUUUCUUCAGCAACCUAUAUCAAGUACGCUUUUUGGGCCUUUAGUUACUUUGUUUGGCAUUUUAUUGAUGCUUAUUAUCGUAUUCCCAUUAUUUGUAAAUUUAGUUAGAAAAAAGAAAGUUAGUAGUUGGGUUAAAGGGGCUGUUGUUAAAAGUUUUAAAGAGGAAAAAUUGUAA
This is a messenger RNA of Dentiscutata erythropus, 203 nucleotides long. The record is from the annotation of a GenBank genome assembly. Lineage: Eukaryota; Fungi; Glomeromycota; Glomeromycetes; Diversisporales; Gigasporaceae.